AUGGCAGCAGACGAGCAGAAGAACAUCGUAAUCAUUGGCGGUGGUAUUAUUGGUGCCACUUCUGCCUAUUUUUUGACGCAUCAUCCUUCAUACAAUCCAGAGAAACACAAGGUUGUUCUUCUGGAGGCGACAAAAAUCGCUGGAGGCGCAAGUGGCAAAGCUGGAGGACUUCUUGCACUAUGGGCCUACCCUUCGUCUAUCGUACCACUCUCAUAUAAGUUGCAUAAGCAACUAGCCGAACAAUAUGGCGGUGAUGAGCGUUGGGGCUACAGACAGGUUCAUUGUGGCUCGGUAGACUGCAAAGGCCGUCAGCUUAGUGCGAAGGAUUCCGUAAAGGGAAAAGACAACGAGAUGGAUGGAUCCGCCGACCGAGAAAAGAACAGUGUUAGUCUGGAGAAGAACCCUCCAAAGGUCUCGGCAAAGAUGGCAGCCAGAGGCAUACCAAAAGACCUUGACUGGAUUCACCCCGACUGCUUGAAAAUGUACGAUGAGAUGGGAGAUCCCUCAACCACUGCUCAAGUCCACCCCUAUCAGUUCACAACUUCCAUGGCCGACUUGGCCGCCGAGAAGGGUGCUGAUAUCCGCGUUGGCGCCGCUGUCAAGAGUAUCAACCGUAGCAAGGAUGGUAAGAGCGUGGAGAGCGUCACUUACGAGGACAAAAACGACAACAAUAAGGAAGUCACCGUUUCAGCAACGGACGUGAUCAUCUCUGCCGGCCCAUGGACAAGAGAGGUCUACCCUGACGCCCCCAUCUCGGCUACUCGAGCCCAUUCUGUUACAAUUCGACCAACUCGAGAAAUAAGCGCGUACGCCUUGUUCACUGAGAUCAAAUUGCCAGCUGGCUUUGGAGCAGAGAAAGGUAAAAGAUCGCGGGGCGAGCAGCAUGUUUCGCCAGAGAUCUACACGAGACCGAAGAACGAAGUUUAUGCUUGUGGUGAGGGAGAUCAUAUGGUUCCUCUUCCCAAAUCGUCUGAUCUUGUCGAGGUCGACGAGCAGAGAUGUCAGGACAUUGUGAAUUACGUCAGCAGCAUCAGUGAUGAGCUGCGAGAUGGAGAGGUCACGGCACGACAGGCAUGUUACCUCCCGAACGUCCAAGGAGGCAAUGGUCCCCUGAUCGGACACACUGGAGUAAAAGGCUUGCUGAUAGCAGCCGGCCACACUUGCUGGGGCAUUCAAAACGGUCCUGGCACUGGCAAGUUGAUAUCUGAGUUCGUCUUUGACGGUGCUGCAAAAUCUGCUAAGAUUUCGAGUUUGGAUCCUCGCAUGAUCAUGUAG
Molecule: messenger RNA, 1275 nt
Organism: Aureobasidium melanogenum CBS 110374
Lineage: Eukaryota; Fungi; Ascomycota; Dothideomycetes; Dothideales; Saccotheciaceae
Product: fad NAD binding oxidoreductase
Exons: 2
Coding region: 1-1275 (424 amino acids)
Biological process (GO): retrograde transport, endosome to Golgi
Cellular component (GO): cytoplasm; late endosome
Molecular function (GO): oxidoreductase activity
Source: RefSeq, a predicted model, not a curated record